CCCCCACCGCUCUCCCAAUGGGGAGGGCUGGCAAUUCGUAAGAAUGCCAGGGCCGAAUUUUGGUCCCAGUCCACCCCUGCUCAUUACUCCACUUCCAACAACCAGCGCAAUUUACGUUCCAGUAGCUUCAUCUCUAAAGUUAUUCCCAAAGCUCGCACCUCCUCUGGCCGCUCCUCAUUCCAGUUUGCUGCUUCCAACGACUGGAAUGCGCUGCAAAAAAAUCACUGAAGUUCACACGAUCCAUUAUCUACCUUCAAUAAUUCAUGGGGAUCAAUAGUUUCUGAUCAAUGUGCUUCUGAGUACUUAAAGACAGUUUUAAAUCUGUUUUGACUGAUUUUACACAUUAUAUAUGAGAACAAUCAUAACUGUUUUAUCAGAAUUUUAUCUCACCUGUUUUGUCUGUGGUGUAAAGCUAACUGCUGCUGCUUCCUCUUGGCCAGAUCGUCGUUGUAAAGCAGAAUGAGUUUUCAAUCCACUCAUCCAUUUAAAUAAAGGUUAAAAUUUAAAAAAUGUAGGUGAUUAAUGUGGUUUAAUUCAUUUGUUCAGUAGCAAGAAAACUCCUCUUGCCACUGCACGCUCAGUUCCACAUGGGGGCAAUCAUGUCAAGUGACUGGGUUUUAGUUUCCUGCUGUCAUGGGGCCGCUGAGAUAUAUAGAUCUAUUUGUCUUUUUACUCACUUCACAGCCUUUCAGUUAUUUUGUCAACUUCCCAGCAUGUCUUAAUUUGUCCAAACCAGCUGCUUGGUGCUGUUGGACAUGUGGCGGACUGAAGAAAAGUCUCUCCAGCAGCCGGAAAGGGCUGGGCUGGGGAGCCUCUCAUUACUAAAGGUUAGAUCUGUCACAUCACACAUGCACAUAAAGCUCUAAUGAGCAGCUGGAGUGACAGUUCAGGGGACUCCUUUUGCUAAAGCCCUCUGAUCCUCCCUUUGGGAUGCAGCACUUCCUGCGGUCUAAAGGAAGAGCAAAUUUGUUCAGAUUACACACUAAACCUUAAAGGGGGAAGAAACAGCUUUUGUGUUGCUUUUUCUCUGAGGAGCGAUGCACGUCCAAAGGCUUCAUCCUUAGAUGCACCAAACAGAAGUGUUUAAGUCAUAAUUCAGAUGCUUCUGGGUACAGGAUGGAUGCGGGUGCUUCUGGGGUGGAUGCUGUGAUGUAAGAGGAGGUGGGGGUGGGAGCGCCUCUCUCUCCCCCAUAGAGCGCAGCAUGAGCGCUCCGCAGCAAAAGGAUGUGUGAGCAGGCAGCGCGCUACUGUAGGGACGGAGUCCACAAACUGCUGAACAAAGAACAAGCCAAACUUCGAGCCCAGGAGAGCCGAGAGCAGCCGAACCCCGUAGCCGGUCAGGACAGCGAGUCCGCGACGGCAGCGCAGUCCGGAAACAGCGGCGCCCAGCCCGGUGGAAUCGACGGGCUCGUCCGCUGGAUCGUCACCAAAAUGAGCGACAACAAGAACGUCUCCAGCCGGGAGUACGCCUCCAGCAAGGAGGAGGUGGCCGUGGCCCAGGAGCAGUUCUUCGCCCCCGAGCCGCGGAGAGGCAUCUCGGUGAUUCUGGAUAUCUUCAGAAGAGCCGACAAAGAUGAUGACGGGAAGCUGUCGCUGGAUGAGUUCCAGGCGUUCUUCUCCGACGGCACGCUGAACGAGGAAGAGCUGGAGAAGCUGUUUCACACCAUCGACUCUGAUAACACCAGUAACGUAGACACUAAGGAACUCUGUGACUACUUUGCCAAGCAUAUGGGAGAAUAUGAGGGCGUUCUGGCCUCGCUGGAAACACUCAACCUGUCCAUCCUCAAAGCCAUGGAUUUCACUAAGAAGGUUUAUGAAAGGGGAACCAACGUGGAGCAGUUUGUGACGCGUUUUCUUCUGAAGGAAUCUGCCAAUCAGAUCCAGUCCCUGCUGAGCUCCGUGGAAAGUGCUGUGGACGCGAUCGACGAGCAACACGGCCAGUCGGGUCACCAACCUGCUAAAGUCAGUCCACGCACGUCGGAGAAGCGCCACCAGAACACCGUUCCUGAUUAUCCCCCCAACAACAGAGUGAGCGCAAGGGAGGCCGUCAGGACCGUCAACACGGCUUCAGGCGCCGUGGAGGUGAGGAAAGAAGGCCUGGAGGCUCAGAUCAAUCGCCUCGCCGAGCUGAUCGGACGUCUCGAGAACAAGACGGUCUGGUUUGAUCUGCACCAGAGACUAACCGAUACAGAUGGCACCCCCAGCGCAUCCUUACUGCUGAUCCGCCAGGAGAUGGUGGUGUCCCAGAAGAAGCUGGGAGACUUCUGCGAGGCUCUGAAGCAGUACCUGAAGAACGUCUCUGCUCAGAAAGACUGCUUUCACGUGACGGCGGUGCGUCUGCCUGACGGUCUGUCCUUCGUCGUCUACGAGUUCUGGGAUGGAGAAGAGGAGUGGAAGAGGCACCUUCAGUCGCCUCCCAACAAAGCCUUUCAGCAUGUGAAGGUGGACACGCUGUGCCAGCCGGAGGCCGUGUCUUCUGUAGCCGUGCCAGCCGCCUGGUGCAGCGUGAACAAGGAUUGAGCAUGAAGACCGUCACCUACACGCCAAGACUCCUGGACACUCUCCACUUCUUCUUUCCCCGCCCUACCCGUUACUGCCCCUCCCCUCCUUUAUCCCUCAGCUCCUUUUUGUAAGUACACGUUUACAUCAUGAAAACGGAAGGAACGGUGCACAUUCCUAAAAACACGUUGGACCACGAUGAGGUCGUGUAGCGGGAACCCUGAGGUGGCGCUUCAUGUAGCAGUCAGUUUUCCUUAAAGCCGUCCUGCAGCGCCUCCAGCUACCAACGUCACCCUCCCAGCAGCACAUCUGUCAGAUUAGGCUGUAAUCUCAGGAAAUCUGAUAGAGGUGAGCUCCAAUCAGAACAAACACCACGUUGCAACAGUCCCACUUUUGAGUUCUGGGUCAGAGCAGCAAUAAUUAACCCUCGUGCUGCUCAGAUGAUCCUUUUGCUGGAAUUAUGUUUAACCGACACCAGUUCAGGCUAAAAAUAACUUAUUUUAGUAAAAUCCCAGGAAUCCCAUCUCAUGGGAUGUUGAGACUUCCUAGAAGAAGACAAUUCAAAAUAAUUUAAUCUCUCAUUUCCUGAGAUUACUUGACCAAAAUAACCACGGAACCAGUAAAACACGGUUAAAGCUUUAUUCUGGUGGAAACCUGAGACGGCUCCAAGUUCUGAUUAUUAUUUUGAUGCUGAAGGCCAAAAUGAUCAAGUUUGUUAGAAUAAUUAAUGACACAAGAAUAAAUCUGUAACGCUGCAUCUGUAGAACAGAAUGGAGGAAAUAUCAAACAACAGGAUUUAAAAUCUUUUAUUCUGUUUGAAUGGAGAACUUUGAGUCCUCUGGGGGGAGUAAAGUCAAUAAGAUCGAUUCAAACCUAACAACGGGAGCAUCUUCAGCUGGGAUUAGCAGAUGUUGGCCUUCAGAUAUCCGUAAUAAAACAGUCCGACUUUCCACAUCAUCCUAAUUUCAUUAGAAUAUGAGCAGAUUGAUUCAUUCUGUUAAGGGAUUAUCGACAGCCGAAGGAAAACUAAAAUCAAGUCCGUGCAGCUCUUUCUGUGUGUGUGUGUGUGUGUGUAUCAGAACCGACUAUAAGUAGAUUUAUUAGCUGUGCUAAGUCUAGCAGCGGGUGUAUAUAAUGAGACAUGGUUAUAUUUGUAUUUAGUGCUACGGUGUCAUCUCCCCUCGGCAAAAGCAGCAGAUUCCUUAAACCGUCCGAAUUAAAGCCUUAAAACGUCUCAGAGUGGAACAGGUUUGCAAAAAACAACAGAGGCAUUUUAAAUCCCAGGCAAUUAGAUUAAAUCAGGUUCCAGCAUAUCAGUAAAUAAUCUGGAGUCUGAGCUGAACGCGGUACCUGCUGGAUGUCCGCUCGCCACCGUAGAACAGAGUUUAAGAAGCACAAUGUAAAAAAAACAUGAUUCUAGUGUUGAUGUGUAUCUGCUGGGUCUAUUUUCUCAUCUCAUCACCUGUUUGUUCUGAAGGGGGUGGGGGGGGGGGGGGUCUAUCUGCACCGUUUCCUCCUGUUAGAGCGCUGGGCCGCCGCCGUAAACCUGUGGAGGUCGUGACCUUUUUGAUUGGCGAGGAAAAACCUCAGAAACUAACCCUGAAUAAUUUCUCACAUCCAACCAUCUGAUGUAACGUUUCCUCCCACCUCGCCCCGAACGGCUUCUCAGCAGCAAGAGCGUUAGCAGGUGUGCACCAAAACAUGAAUCCAUCAUCAGGGGGACUGUGGCGUUUAUAACGACCCCCACGCGCUUUAUGGAGUCAAGUCAGGAGAUACUUCCCCCCCCAUCGUUGCUCCUACUUCCUGUUUGAACCUCCAGGCUCCUGUAGCAGUGCUGUGUGACUCAAUAUUCAUGGAGCUGAUCCGUAACGUAGGUGUAACUAAUGUGUUGAAUAUGUUUGAUGAAACAAACCAUUUUAUUUAUAAUUAAACUUUUCGGCUCAUGCUGGAGGUUCAGCUUCGGUUGCAUUUUAUUCGCUGUCAGUGUUGGGAGUAACACGGUACAAAUGUAAUUAAUUACUGUGAUGCAUUGCUUUUUGCUGUAAUGUGGUAAUGUAAGGCAUUACAGGGAAAGAAAAUGGUAAUAUUUACUCGGUACAAGUGUCCGUAACACAAUGCAUUUAUAAACCCAGAAUCAAGACGUGGGUUUCCGAAAUAUUCAAAUUGCGGGAAGCCUGAAAAAAGAUCCAGUAUCUACAUAUAUGACGUCAUUUAUGGACUCAGCUUUGCGGGCAUUCUAUGAGCAGAGAGGACGCAGCGGUAACGGCUCAAAUACUCCAGCUGCGUCCUGCGCGCGGCCGCUGUUAUAUUCACAAAAUCUCUCCACCAACACAAAGUAAUUCGUUUGCGAUCGUUUAUUUCAGCCCAUAUUCUCUGGUACUUCCUGUACUUUUCAGCUGAGUUCAUAAUCUGUGCCCAGUGAUUUCAACUCAUUGCUGCAGGAGCGCAGCGCAUAUUAAGCUUCUUUUUUUGCGUUCGGUAGAUCCCUUUGGCUGAUUAGUUAGAAAGUAGGAAAUCUAGGAAACAGUUUUUCUGGAAGACGGAGAAAACAUGCAGCAUGCAGGAAGGUUAGAGAAAGGGCCGGAAAUUAUUCAGAUAAAAUCAAGAAAACAAAACAAAGUGCUUGAAAAGAAAAAAGUAGGUAGAUUUAUCCCCAAUACACAUGUUUACCUGUGAAAAGCAAUAAUAUAUAAGUAUUUAAUAUUUAUACAUGUGAUAGAAUCAGAUCUCCCCAGAAGUCAGUCCCACAUCCAGGGCCGUGUCAAAGCAUUUGGGGACCAAGGCAAAUAUAGGCUUGGAGCCCCCACCACCUCACUCCCUGCUCAGAUGGCCCUAUAAGAUGGCAGCGUGCUGAGAGUACAGAUUGUUUAUUAAAUAAAAGCAACAACAAUCAUUUAAAGCACUGUUAUUAUAUCUGACUGUUUUUAACAGCAACCCUAGCUCAGACACCACAUCACCUUCCACAUAUAUGUCAUGAGCUCGCUGAGCGUCACAUGACCAGAUUCAUACUGAAGUUGUUUUGGUGAAAGUAACUUAAAGUAAUGCUAAAGUAGUGUGAUGCCUUACAUUUUAAAAUCAGUAAUAUUGUAAUGUAAUGAAUUACUUUUAAACAAGUAAUAAACAAUGCAUUACAGUUAUAAAGUAACUUGCCCAACACUGUUCGCCGUACACGUCAAUCUAAAAGCUCCACAGGGCGCUCUGCUGUCGAACCAGAACUUAGCCAUACGCUGCACGGCGUUCGGCGCGGCCCGCACGCUCUAACGGAGGGUGCUCCCUUCGUCUGCGCCCAGCGAGGUUGGGUUUCAUAUUUCAGGUAGAUGGUGACUGAAAUGUUAAAUAUGCCAAUACUGUUUCCUGUUGAAACACUCCUGAGCGUCCCUCAGGCUGUGUUCUUUUUCUACCCUCCUCCUCCUCAGUGCAACCUGUGCUUUGUCAUACAUUGAAAGAGUUAUGCCGUUGAAGCCUCCUGACUGAGUGUUUCCUGCAGCAGCGGGAGGAAGUCCCACCUCCUGCUGGUGUCCGUCGCUGUCGGGAAGCUCGGACACGAGUCGUCACACGUGAUACAAAAAGCCAAUCAGGAAUUAGCCAGACAUCAAGGCCAUAACUCUUCCUCUCUAUGGCGGUGUUCUUUUCUAUCCUCCUGAGUGCAUGUCAACCUGAAUGUCCAGUAACGUAGUUUUAGGCCAUGCUACUCGAUAGAUUUUGUGCUUUUCUUAUCUUUUCUUUUCUAGUGUUCCUAUGAAGGAGACAGAGACUAAAAUAUAUUUGACUAGAAGAAAAAAGGCAUAUAAGAAUGAUCUUAAACUUUUAUGGCAAUGUUUGAAAUAUUAAUUCUUAAUGUAUGUUUCAGUAAAACUGCUUUCUCUUCAAGUGUAGAGACUUACUGCAGGGAUGCGAGUCAUGGUGGUCCUUAAAGAAUAAUUCUAGAUGAUGUAAAGUGAUGCAAAUCAAUAAAACUAUCAAACUGAA
Molecule: messenger RNA, 6468 nt
Organism: Nothobranchius furzeri (turquoise killifish)
Lineage: Eukaryota; Metazoa; Chordata; Actinopteri; Cyprinodontiformes; Nothobranchiidae
Gene: necab2
Product: N-terminal EF-hand calcium binding protein 2
Biological process (GO): regulation of amyloid precursor protein biosynthetic process
Cellular component (GO): cytoplasm
Molecular function (GO): calcium ion binding
Source: RefSeq, a predicted model, not a curated record